Molecule: messenger RNA, 258 nt
Organism: Gryllus bimaculatus (two-spotted cricket)
Lineage: Eukaryota; Metazoa; Arthropoda; Insecta; Orthoptera; Gryllidae
Source: the annotation of a GenBank genome assembly
AUGCACGAAAUUUUGGAAAAACUGAAGGAAGAGGCGAAUGCAAAAGCUAUUAGAUUCACUCAAAAAGAUAUAUUCCCAAAGAAAGUAGGAAGACUCCCCCCAAAAAUUUCCGAAAUAAAAAGAGAAGAUGAAAAUGAAGAGAAGAUUCGGCGGAGGAGUGUUAUUACUGACGAGAACGUGCUGUUGGUUGCCGCCCCAUUUGAACACCGAUGUCUAUUGGCAAGAGAAAACCCGGAUCCCGAUUCAAAGGUGUGUUAA